Messenger RNA from Chelonia mydas (Green sea turtle), 4299 nucleotides. RefSeq names its product kynurenine/alpha-aminoadipate aminotransferase, mitochondrial. Lineage: Eukaryota; Metazoa; Chordata; Testudines; Cheloniidae. The record is from RefSeq and is a predicted model, not a curated record. Bases 150 to 1424 code for a protein of 424 amino acids. Gene Ontology annotation, molecular function: pyridoxal phosphate binding; L-kynurenine:2-oxoglutarate transaminase activity. The transcript is spliced from 14 exons. Gene Ontology annotation, biological process: biosynthetic process.
ACCAGGGCGCGUUACAAUUUGCACACGAGCACGGCUGAAACCGGCCUUGCACCGACCGUAUCCAGGUCCGAGCCCCGGCGCGGAGCGGGGAUCCCAGCUGCCCGGGACAGCGGGUGGCUCCUGCCUCUGGCUGGCGUUGGGAGGAAGACAUGAAUUACUCUCAUUUCAUCACUGCAGUAAGUGCAGCAAGAAAGGCAUCUCCAAUAAGAGUUCUGACUGAAAUGAUGCAGAAGUCUCCCCCUUCACUAAUCUCCUUGGCUGGAGGAAUACCGAACCCCAACACUUUCCCAUUUAAGAUGGCCACUAUUACCACGAGAGAUGGAACAGCUGUGGAUAUUGGGGAGGAUUUGAUGAAGAGAGCCCUCCAGUACUCUCCCUCAGCAGGAAUUCCUGAGUUGUUGUCCUGGCUAAAGGAUUUACAGAAGAGUCUCCACAAUCCUCCCACUGCCAAGUACAGUCCUGAUCAGGGCCAGAUGGAGAUAUGUGUGACCACUGGCAGCCAGGAAGGGUUGUGCAAAGUGUUUGAGAUGCUUAUUAACCCUGGAGACAACAUCCUUUUGGACGCACCCACCUAUCCUGGGACUCUAGCAGCUCUAAGACCUUUGGGUUGCAACAUAAUCAAUGUUCCCAGUGACCAACAUGGUAUUAUUCCAAAAGCCCUGAAAGAAAUUCUUUCCAGAUGGAGCCCAGAAGAUGUCAGAAAGCACAACAACAUCCCCAAAUUCCUGUACACCAUUCCAAAUGGUGGCAAUCCCACUGGAACCUCAUUGACUACUGAUCGCAAAAAGGAGAUAUAUCAGCUUGCAAGACAAUAUAAUUUCCUCGUAAUAGAAGAUGAUCCUUAUUAUUUUCUUCAGUUUGAUAAACCUUGGGCUCCAACCUUCCUCUCAAUGGAUGUCGAUGGUCGAGUUAUCAGGACUGACUCUUUCUCUAAAAUUCUCUCCUCUGGGUUGAGAAUAGGCUUUUUAACAGGCCCCAAACCUCUUAUUGACCGAGUGAUUCUGCAUAUACAGGUCUCAACAAUGCACACCAGCACUUUCACGCAGCUUAUGAUUGCACAGCUUCUUCAGCAGUGGGGAGAAAAGGGUUUCCUGGAACAUGUAGACAGGGUAGUGGAGUUCUACAAGACCCAGCAAGAUGCAAUGCUUGCUGCAGCAGACAAGUGGUUAAAAGGUCUGGCAGACUGGCAUGCUCCUGCUGCUGGCAUGUUUCUAUGGAUUAAAAUUAAGGGAGUUUCUGACACACAACAGCUGAUCAUGGAAAAAGCUUUGCAGAAAGAAGUGUUACUGGUUCCUGGGGGAGCAUUUAACAUUGAUAGCUCUGUUCCUAGUUCUUAUGUCAGAGCUUCUUUCUCUCUGUCUUCUCCAGCCCAAAUGGAUCAGGCUUUUCAGAGGCUGGCUGAGCUUAUAAAAGAAGCUGUAUGAAGAGAGCAAAUGAAAACCAUCUAGCGAAUUAAAAGUCUCCUUCAAAAAAUCUGCACCUUUAUUAAAAGAGGAUUUUAUAAUGACAUUUAAGGAGCAAGCAUGGAUAGAAGAUCACCAAAAGACCUCAGAACAUGCCUUUUGAUAGGGAGUGCAGAAAAUUAUAGUUUAAUUAGAAAUGAUCUCAUUCAACCUAUUAACUCCUUUUUAUGACAGGCAAUAUCAUAUAAAAAGACUAUUAUUCCAAAUUAUAAUGCAGCGAUAGUAUAUGCUUAUGUGCAUAAUAGCAAUAACGUAGUUGAAGUAAGAAGAUAGUUCCAUUCUAAAUCACUCUUCAUUUUCCUAUAACUUCCUCAAAAUUGUGCUGAAUCUUCUCACACCAGAUCUUUUCCAAAAGUGAAUUUUAAAAGAAGGUUUGAACAAAAUCUAUUCAGUCAUUUUGAAUUAUUGGCAGAGGGAAUACCUUUUCUACUUAGCAAAUAAAGGCAACUUUUGAAAUAACUCAGGGAUGAACUACAGAACUUUUGACUUGGCAUGAGACAUGAGUGACAUAUGCCAUCCUUGCUAAAUUUGGCUGGGAAAGGACUUUGAAUUAAAGUAGUUAAGUUUUAAAAAUGGUAUACUUGGUACAGUAAAUUAUCUUCUUACUUCAACUACAUUAUUGCUAUUGUGCACAUAACCAUAUACCAUACAUAUGCUAUUUUUAGGUGCACAUUUCAAACUGGGAAAACUGUAUUGAUCAGAAAGUGUUUCACUGGAAUUGCUCAGGACCCUCUUAACCCAACCCUUCCUAAACCCUAAAAUCACAUUGCACUAGCAAAUUAUGUUUUAAUUUUUUGCACUUCCUUUUGUCUCUCUAUGUGGAUUCUGGCUAUAAAAGUGUGAAGAUCAAAGUAUGAAACUUAACUAAUGUUUGGUCAGAGUAAAUUGACUUAGGCACUUUUGAAAACUUAAACCUGAGCAAAUGCAAUUAGACUCUGGUUACAAAUAAAAGGAAAUUAGUUUGCACUUUUUGCCAUGGGACAGUUUAAUUUGAUCUGAACCACCUGAGUAAUGUUUUUGCUGACAUAAGUGGUAGUGUAGACAUGGCUUUAGACUGUAAGCUCUUUGGGGCAGGGGCUGUGUCAAGGCUGAUACCCCACUCUGGCACUUCAAGUGCAGAAGGUAGGGGCCUGCAAGGAUUUUAAAAUUUAAUACUGGCCACUCCAGGCUUGUAUUAAACUCCCAAGGUUACAGCUUCUCUCUGACCUUGGAUGGGUAGAUGCUGCCACCACCCAGGUGCAAAAAACCCUUUUGGACCCAGGAAGAAGCACUUGGGAUACCCUUAAGCCCUUUCACCCCCCGUCCAGGGAAGAGCUGAGAAAGAAAACAAAGGAAAUCAGUUGUAGCCACCAGCUAAUUAAACAACGUGCACAAACCUCUCAGAACACCAAAAAUCCAAUUCUGUUCUUAAAAAAGUUAAAUUUUAUUAAAAACAAAAAGAAAGAAAAAAGAAACUAGGCUUUUGCUAGAUUUAAAAAACUACUUACAAAAAUUAAACAUCAAGAAUAACCUCCUUGAGGUCCAGUUUAAAGGUUACAAGCAAACAAAAGCAUUUGGGCUUAGCACAGAGCAGUCCACAAGCCUUACAAAAUAAAAGAAAUAAACCUAAUCACGUCUUUCUAGACAUUUCUGAUCUACUUACAUAUCUGGGUUUAAAUAAAUAGUUCUAGACAUGAUCUGAUGAUUUUCAUAUCUGGCCUUUAGCUUCUCACAGCAUAACUGCUCCCUGUUCCCCUCUUUCCAGGAGAACAACACACACAGACAAAGGGAAGUCUUUUCCCAAUUUUAAAAAGUUCUAACCCUUCCAUUGGCUCUUUUUGUCAGGUGUCCACUCCUUUCCUUUUAUCUAUGGGCUUGUUAACCCUUUGUUCUGUCUGUUAUUACCUGAAACCACAUAAAUCCUACUUUUUAUACUUAAUAAAAUCACUUUCGUUUAUUAACAAACCCAGAGUAAGUGAUUAAUAUCUGGGGGAGCAAACAGCUGUGCAUCUCUCUCUAUUGGUGAUAUAGAGGGUGAACAAUUUACAAAUUUACCCUAUAUAAGCUUUAUACAGAGUAAAACAGAUUUAUUUGGGGUUUGGAUCCCAUUGGGAACUGGGUGUCUGAGUGCUGGGGAGGUAACCUGCUGAGCUGUUUUUGGUUAAAGUCUGCAGCUUUGGGGGCGUGGCCCAGAACCUGGGUCUGUGUUGCAGCAGGCUAGCCUGUCUGGCUCAACGAGACAGGGUUCUGGAGUCCCAAGCUGGCAGGGAAAAUGGGCUCAGAGGUAAUUUCAGCACGUUAGGUGACAGUCCCAAGGAGAUCUCUGUGAGCAAACCCGUCACAAUGGCCCUAAAUUUGAAAUCAGUCCAGCAUUACAGCACAUGUCUAAAUGAUCAGGUCUGAUAGAAUCAUUCACUAUGUCUGACUGAGUUUUGUAUCUUGCAUGUUUUCUUUCUUCAGCAGCUAAGACUUUUGUGCGGUAACAUCGUCAGUGUCCUCUGGGACCAGUGAGGUAUUAUUCCAGAAGCCCUGAAAGAAAUUCUUUACAGGUGCAAAUCAGAAAGUAUUUCGUUUCUGCUCAGUUUGAAGCACAAGGGGUAAAAAUGAAGUGCUUUGACAACUGAAUAAUAACUGUGCUAAAGACUGACGGUCAUGUAGCAUCUUUUAUCUAAAGAUUAGACAUUUUAAAAGCUGACUUACAGGAUGCAGAGCUAUAGAGCUAUCUCUUUGUAGUGUAUUGACAUUCUUGGUGUAUAAUGUUAAAUUUGCUAAUCUAUCAACCACUGAUAAACAAUUAUCUGUUUUCUUAUUAUCUGUGUUAAUUUUUUAAUUAUCGAAUUAAAAAUCAUUGAUAUUG